GCGCUGAGUAUCAAAACCGGAAUAUGCAAUUUCACCAUUUCUACUCCUGGUCUAUUUGCGUGUGAAAAGGUUUCCUUUGAGAAGCCUUUCAAUGGCGGGCAGAAUGUGAAAGUUUUCGUUUCCAAAAGCCACGCAACAAACAGUUAUAGUGGUGGCGAUGGCGCGGCUAUUUGGGUGGAAUCUGUGGAUAAUAAAGAAUUCACAGUUUGUGUUUUGGAGUACGGUGAUGGUUCUAGUGGGACUACGAAAGUGAACUGGAUGGCGCUGCAAUCUGUUCCUGAUGGCGCUCAACUAGACACCGUCUCGUUGGAUUCUUGGACCACUGGAGAAAAGUGUAAAAGGAUCGCCUUUGAAAAGGUUACCUCUGUUUCCUCCUGCAUUUUCGUUAAGUCAAUAGUUCUUACUGAUUUUGGUAUUACUGUUUGCUCAAACCUAGACACAAGAUUUCGCUACGUUAUUUUUUGAGCUUUGCUUGACUAAGUGGCUUUAACUUCGUCUUUCUUUAUUUAGCUCGUAGGAGCUGCAGACUUUCCAUUUGACGUCUUCCUUAUAUCUUUAAGUCAUGCGAUAUAACAUUGUUGCAUUAUAAAAUACGAUUCUUUAUUCGUUUACCAAGAUCUUACAUAUAUUGCUACCUCUAUUUUUUUUUCCAUUAAAGUUAUCUUGCAAUCUGUCCUCCACUUUUCUUUCAUUUCAAUUUUUUUAUUUAUAUUUAUACAUCUUUAGAAAGGUUAAACAAUCUUCAUGUUUUUUGCUAAUGUUUGCUUGAAAAAAUUUAGUGAGAAAGUCUAUAUUUCGAUUCCUUUUGUUUCCAUGUUGCCAAGUUCAUGAUUAUCGUUUUAUUUGCAAAUUCUAUGUUUAAUUCGUAAAACUGUUCUCAGUUUUUAAUCUGCACUAGAAAAUUCCAUCCAAUUUGCUUCUUUUCAGAAUGAUUUUUUCUAUCACACUUCCCCCGUACCCUUGUUUGUUUAAAAAAGAAAAUGUUCUUGAUUAUUUAUUUCAUUCUUUUUUACUUUUUCAGCGUUUCUCAAUUCCUCCGAGCAUCUAUGUAACAGCUCGUCAUCAAAUUCUCAAGAGACCUCAGGACGCCUUGGCAUUGUGGGUAGAGGAUGUACGCAGGGACAGUUUUAAGGUUUGCCUUAGGGAAACUAAGAUUUUUGAUGGACUGCAUAAAAACAUCAAGGUGGUAAGUGAAUUCCUUUUGUUACCUGUUACAUGUUUGAAAGUAGACUCACACGACAACCAAGCGGUUCCUCCCUUGCUGCAACUUACAGGGGCUAUGCUCUAAGAGAACCCAAUUGUGCCUGGCGCUCUACCUUUGCUCUUUGCCUACUAGGAAAUCGUAGCUUUUUUCAUAGAGAUCCUAUGUUGGGUAGCCUGUGAUUUAGACAGGUUCAAAGCAAUGUAAUGGGCUCCCUUCUCUUAGAGCACAACCUUGACUUGAGAAAGAAUAUAUUGAUAACAUUGUUAAUACUUUGUCACUUGUCCUUCAGAACUGGAUAGCAUUUGUUAAGCUGAUGACGCUGAAUUCUACCUUGAUCCAUGGCCUUGUAACAACAAAGAAUAACUCACCACUAAACAAGCAACAAAGCAAGGCCCUCUGUCAGGUAAAGUAACUAAUAAACUAUACUGUUGUGGUUUCUCAGUCACUCAUAUUCAUAAACAGAAAAUCUUUCAUAAGUUCAUGAAGCUCUUAUGUUUUUAUCGUCAACUAUUUAAACAACAUAUAUCAUAUACCGCAUAUGUGUAGAAAAACUUAAUAAUGCUCAUUCUUUUCUUGUUUUUUUUAGAUAAUUAAGUUCACUGAUGCUUUCUAUGCCCCUCCGAUAGUAAUGGUUUCACCAAGACUCAGUUACCAUAACAACAACUCGCGUUUCUCGGCUUCCGGAACUUGUAACGCAGUUACUGCGUGGAUUCAGGUAACAUAUAUGAAACUUGGAGCCAUUUUUCUUAGCCCAUUGCGUCCUUGGGCUGCCUUCUUGUCUUUUCCUUCGAACUUACUUUAAGUAUUGUCUCUGUUUCAAAUUUUCAUGUCGUUUAAGGAGUCCAGAAAAGUUUUUUUUGUUUUGUUUUUUCCCUAUUUUUCCAACCAACCUGUGUACGCCACGGUUUCGCUUUCUAAACGACCUUUGGUAGUGACAUAGCAGUUAAGGUAAGAAAAUACCUGAUGACGCUUAACCCUAUUCAGACUUGGGGGGGGGGGGGGUGGAAGUUUAAGUCAUAAUAAUAUUGCAAUAGAGAAAAAGAACGGAAAUUAGAUUACACAUUAUCUUUUAACAGAAAUUUAACAAAUGUUUAGGCAGCGAUUCUUACAUAAUUUGCCAUGUUGUCCUUAUGCAAAAUAAACAUCUGUAAAAAGAGGAAAAUUAACUCCGGCAUAUCUUGGAUUUACCACUGAAAAGAAUAACUCUAAGAUUUUGAAUGUACCUUUUGUAACCCAUGGUUAUCUGUAUCAAUAUUUCCCCCAUUUAAAAAAAGAAAAUAACAAAAUCAUUGGACCCUUUCAUGGUUUCUGAGAUAGACAACGCGUUGGAACGAGAAUAGUUAUUUACCUUUGUCUCGCGGAAGUCGUUCGUCUUCAUAUAACAUCAUGGGGUAACAAACAUGUGUUGAGGUCGCUAUAAAGGAGAAAUACGGCGAAAGAGGAUAAUUCGCUUGAAUCGCAAACUUUUUAGCGAAACAUUAAAUUAAGUCGAGGUUGGACAAUUAAGAGGACCACUCUGAGUCUAAACAAUAAAGGUUUUUACUCCUCAAGGCUCAAAUACGACUGGAGGCCAUACCGUACCGAGUCCUUGAAAUUUCUUUCUUUUUUGCAGCGUCAAGGAGUAUAACACGCUGGCUAAGUAGAAUUCUAAAGACCGUUGUGUGGUCUUAUGCGAACUAAAUUUUAAUUAAGUAUCCUGAUUACAAUUUUCAGAUCUCAGUAUAAUUGUCUUGGUCUGAAUUGGGUAAAUGAAAUUCAGCAUAUGAAUAUCAAGCAUUCAAAAGUAAGAGGAAAGUGUUUGUCUUUUAAUACUUUGGUUAAUUUCUCGCCGAAAACGUUGCUUCUAAUAAAAGCCAUGAAAAUUUUAAUUUUAGGCAAACAUUCAGAAGUUAUAAGUAACCUAAAUAUACAUACAAGGGAACAAAAACAGUAUGCGGACUCGAUAAACUGAAAAUUGAAAUGCAAAUUUGAACAAUUUUUUAAUGCCACAUAACUAAAUCGCAGAUGUUUUCAAUGAAUAUCUCUUGCUUCAUUGCUUGCUCUGUAAACUGGCCGGGGUGAAGUAAAUCCUUCGCUGUAUGUAACAAGCUACACCUCACCGGGGUAAGAUGGAACCUUCCUGCCCGCUUGUUUCAAUGGAAUGGGCCUGACUUAAUCAUCUAGGUAUAACAUAGGAAAGGAAACAAAAAAAACUACAGUUUUCUGUGGUCGAGAUUCACCCCAGAUGAUCUUUAAAUCAAAAUAUUAACAUUUGUUGUGGCGGGGCUGAAUAAAAUAAUAAUCGGGUUUAAAAUAAUUCAGUAAAGCUUGGAUCAUGGAAAAGAUGAAGUCGGCUAUCAAUUUCGUGGCGGAGACCUCACCUGACAACAGUCCGUGAAUUUUGGGCCACAUGAAACAAAUAAUAUAAUCUUGGUUUGCUUUAUUUCUUAUUCAAGAUUAUAAGUGCUCUAGGUUCACACAAAUUCCAGCAUUCCUCAGUGGGUUGUUGUGUUUUUUGCCUUUAUUAUAGUAUAAAAUAUCCUGACAGAUCAACUUGAACCGUUUCACAGUUAAAAUUUUAAGUCCUAAAAUUAUCUUUUGAGGAAAAAUAAUCUUAGGACCUAAAGGAAACAGAAGAACAGAAAAACCUCUUCUCCAGCAUUUUCAAUACAUCGCCAUGGUAGUGGUGACAGUGCGGUGAUUGGACCUACGUGCCUACCCUUCUGAGUUUCCGCAUAAUUCUUACAAUCAACUAUCUUAAAGAUCUUUACCCCCUACCCCCCACAAACAAAGCAAAUGAGAUCUACUAAACGCGUAAAAACAAGUUGGACUAUAUUGCCACGUAUUGCUAAGAGGUAUAACGCUAAACAGAGUGGAUUUUUCUUCAUUUGAAGCAAGACGUUUACCGAGCAAGAAGUCCGUGUGCAGUUGUUGUUGGCUUUCUUUUUCAUAGGUUCACUUACUUACCAAGACGUUCAAGGUAUAAAAGAGAAUAUUCAUCCCUGUAUUUCGUUUUUGCAACUUAUUUUUAUUAUUUUUACUUUUUUGUAUUUCCCAGCGCUGAGUAUCAAAACCGGAAUAUGCAAUUUCACCAUUUCUACUCCUGGUCUAUUUGCGUGUGAAAAGGUUUCCUUUGAGAAGCCUUUCAAUGGCGGGCAGAAUGUGAAAGUUUUCGUUUCCAAAAGCCACGCAACAAAGAGUUAUAGUGGUGGAGAUGGCGCGGCUAUUUGGGUGGAAUCUGUGGAUAAUAAAGAAUUCACAGUUUGUGUUUUGGAGUACGGUGAUGGUUCUAGUGGGACUACGAAAGUGAACUGGAUGGCGCUGCAAUCUGUUCCUGUUGGCGCUCAACUAGACACCGUCUCGUUGGAUUCUUGGACCACUGGAGAAAAGUGUAAAAGGAUCGCUUUUGAAAAGGUUACUUCUAUUUCCCCUUGCAUUUUCGUUAAGUUACUGAUUUAGGUAUUUCUGUUUGCUCAAACCUAGACACAAGAUUUCACUACGUUAUUUUUUGAGCUUUACUUAACUAAGUGGCUUUAACUUCCUCUUUCUUUAUUUAGCUCGUAGGAGCUGCAGACUUUCCAUUUGACUUCUUCUUUAUAUCUUUAAGUCAUGCGAUAUAACAUUGUUGCACUAUAAAAUACGAUUCUUUAUUCGUUUACCAAGAUCUUACAUGCAUAUAUUGCUACCCCUAUUGUUUUCCAUCAAAGGUAUCUUGCAAUCUGUCCUCCACUUUUCUUUCAUUUCAAUUUUUUUGUUUAUAUAUAUACAUCUUUAAAAAGGUUUAACAAUCUUCAUAUUUUUUGCUAAUAUUUGCUUCAAAAAAUGUAGUGAGAAAGUCUAUAUUUCGAUUCCUUUUGUUUCUAAGUUGCCAAGUUCAUGACUCGUUUUAUUUGCAAAUUCUGUGGUAAUUCGUAAAACUCUUCUUAGUUUUUCAUCUGCACUAGAAAAUUCCAUCCAAUUUGCUUCUUUCAAGUUCAGGAUGAUUUUUUCUAUCACACUUCCCCCGUUUUAUAUCAUACCCUUGUUUGUUUGAAAAAGAAAUGGUCGUGAUUAUUUAUUUCAUUCUCUUUUACUUUUUCAGCGUUUCUCAAUUCCUCCGAGCAUCUAUGUAACAGCUCGUCAUCAAAUUCUAAAGAGACCUCAUGACGCCUUGGCAUUGUGGGUAGAGGAUGUACCCAGGGACAGUUUUAAGGUUUGCCUCAGGGAAACUAAGAUUUUUGAUGGUCUGCAUAAAAACAUCAAGGUGGUAAGUGAAUUUCUUUUGUUACCUGUUACAUGUUUGAAAGUAGACUCACACGACUUGCUGCAACUUACAGGGGCUGUGCUCUAGCAGAACCCAGUUGCCCCUGAGCUCUACCUUUGCUCUUUGCCUACUAGGAAAUCGUAGCUUUUUUCAUAGAGAUCCUAUGUUGGGUACCCUGUGAUUUACACAGGUUCAGAGAAAUGGGCUCCCUUCUCUUAGAAACAACCUUGACUUGAGAAAGAAUAUAUUGAUAACAUUAUUAAUACUUUUUCACUUGUCCUUCAGGACUGGAUAGCAUUUGUUAAGCUGAUGACACUGAAUUCUACCUUGAUCCAUGGCCUUGUAACAACAAAGAAUAACUCACCACUAAACAAGCAACAAAACAACGCUGUCUGUCUGGUAAAGUAACUAAUGAACUAUACUGGUUUGGUUUCUUAGUCACUUAUAUUAAUAUAUAAAUAGAAAAUCUUUCAUAAGUUGAUGGAGCUCUACUGUUGUUAUCGUCAACUAUUUAAACAACAUAUAUCAUAUACCGCAUAUGUGUAGAAAAACUUAAUAACGCUAAUUCUUUUCUUGUUUUUUUAGAUACUAAAGUUCACUGAUGCUUUCUAUGCCCCUCCGGUAGUAAUGGUUUCACCAAGACUCAGUUACCAUAACAACAACUCGCGUUUCUCGGCUUCCGGAACUUGUAACGCAGUUACUGCGUGGAUUCAGGUAACAUAUAUGAAACUUGGAGCCAUUUUUCUUAGUCCAUUGCGUCCUUGGGCUGCCUUCUUAUAAUAUCUUUUCCCUUCUAACUUACUUUUAGCAUUGUCUCUGUUUCAAUUUUUCAUGUCUUUUAAGGAGUCCAAAAAAGUUUUUUUGUUUUGUUUUUUCCCAAUUUUUCCAACCAACCCGUGCACGCCACGGUUUCGCUUUCUAAAAGACCUUGGUGUACCUAGUGACAUAGUAGCUGAGGUAAGAAAAUACCUGAUGAUGCUUAAUGAUUGAUAAUCUGAUACUUGUAAUGAUUGUGUCUAGCAUACCUUUACAAACGAAACCGAGUGUGUAUGAGAAGAUACAGCAAUAACGCCAAUUAUAAGGACAUCGUACAACUUGAUUACCUGGUGAUUGGAGGUACGUAAACAAUAUAUCAAAACCUUGGUGAAGGCUGUAUACUGCAGUGUAUCAAGUACAUUGUAUGACAUGAAUCUUUUGAAGUUGUUUCAUGGAGAGCUUUUUUUUUUCUCUAAUUAAUGCUAUUUUUGAUUGUAGAUUUGGUUGACCGAAAGAACAUGUUACUACUAUAAUUUCGUCGCAAUAAUUUUGUGUAUUCAAGAAAAUGAGAUUUUUUUAGAAAAAUUUAAAGUCUAAUUAUCUUUGGCACACUGUUGCUCCUGAUCACGAAAUUAACAGGCUCAUAUGUCAUGUCAUAAGACAAAAAUUCAGGAGCUGAAAAACGGGAUCACACGCAUUGUUAUCCUUUUCUUAGAGUCGCCAGUGUUGUUGCAUCUAACCGCAAUGCACCUUAUUGGCAUCUUAAAGCAGUUUCAGCUUGUAAAUUGGACGAAAUUUUUGCAGAAUCUAUACUUGUUUUCACGUUUUCCUUAAUUUACGUUAUAGUUUCUUAAUAUAAGUCAGAGCCCCUUUGUUUCCGAGAGGCAUCCGAGUGAAGACUUGCAUGAAUGGUGUGCCAAAACGGCGGUAAAUUUGAACGUGUCAAAAAUCCUCUUUAAUAACAUUGUGUCCAAAGCAAUUUUUUUGGUCCGCACGUUCUCAUAGUAAUGUGCAUUUUCAAUUCUAAAAUAGUUGUUAAGGAAUGGGCACUUUGAAAUCUAAUCUGUUGUUAUUUGCUUAAUUAUCUUCAGACUUGGAUCCCUGCAUAGACGUUACGUGUUAUUAUCACAGCUUCUGUAAGGCGUUUGGACCCCAUGAUGCACGCUGUGUAUGUGUGGAUAGCUGCCCAUCUUACAAAGAACCCGUUUGCUCAUCAAAUGGCACAACGUACGACAACAGAUGUUUGUUUGAAAGUGAAGUUUGUCUACAUCGACUAAACUUAACCGUGCAACAUCCUGGCAGCUGUGAAGGUUAGUACAGUUGUUUUUGAAUCUGUUAAAAAGUGAUUUUUGUUUUUAUUAGAUUUCAGUAUUAAUCGCUUAGCGAAGUUUUCGAAUAAGCUAUUUACUUACCCAUGUAAUCCGGAGGGAAAACGGCGAUAGAUGCGUGACUUUAUGGAAGUUCAGAAUUUUACGUAAUUUUGCUAAAACGUUUGACAGGAGCAAUGCUAAUAAGAAUACUGGUCAGAAAAAGUGGCGGAUACACUUAUGUUUUAAGCAUUUUCAGUUAAUACUCAACGAAAAUAUUUGUUUUUUUAUAUAUGUAUCACUGAACUUGGAAAUUUAAAACUGAUUCUUCUCUCUGAGAUUAGUAGUAGUAGUAGCAGUAGUAGCAGCAGCAGUAGUAGUCGUCGUCGUCGUCGUCGUCGCCGCCGUCGUCGUCGUUUGCAUUUCGUACCCUGACGUAUCUCUGCCUAACAUAUCUGGAUAACGUCCUUUCCUAGAGUAAAGCAUAACUGGAACUGAAUCUUUUCUCUGCGAGAAGUAGUAGUUACAAUGGAUGUUCACUUUCCUUUCCUUUAGCGCUAAUAGGCCUGACCAGCUGCCACUGUGUAGCUCUGCUCAAGAUGCAAGUUCUAAUCUCUCCAUGACUGCUUGCCAUGCUAUUGACCUAAUACAGUGACAAGCGACACAUUGUCCGCUGUGAACUUUCCCCAGGACUUCCAUAGUAGAGAGUAACAACCCCCUUUAUAAGAACCAUUCAUUUGCUGCUUUGUUAACAUUUUUAAGUUCUGGGUAAAAAUGAAAUGCCCUUUGCUCCGCAUGCUUUUCAUACUAAUCUAUAGUUCAUCUUGAAAUGUGUUUUCUAGGAUUUCCUUUUCAGCGUGGUCGUCGCCACAUGCCACAUAUUCCAUCCUUGGGCUACUCUCACUGUCAUGCCAUUCAUUUCAAACCGUUUGUGUUUUACCCUGACAAAUCCAUUCAAGUGCAGGUAACUGUCAAUCAUAUGGAUACCAGUGACAAAUCGUAUGUCCAUGACGCGGCGGUAUCGUGGGUUGAAAAUGUGAAUAACGACGGAUUCACUGCUUGUGUGAUGGCGGCAGGAUAUAACGAACGAAAGUCGUAUGCUAACGUGACAGUUGAUUGGAUGGCGUACCAAGGUGCUCCAGUGGGUGGCGUGACUGGUGAAGUGCGCAUGUCUCAGUGGUGGACUGGUACGACUUGUGCGACUGUCAUGUUUCCUACAGUGAGUGGCCUUUGUUGGGUUUUCUUGUCCUUUCCAUUCUUUUCAAGAUCAUAUCUUUUGAAACGCCUCACUUCUACUGAGGUCACUCAGUUAGUAACAGAUCGUUUUCAAUAUUCAUCAGCAGUGAUUUGUCGUUCUGGUGCAGCCGUACACUUAUUACCAAAAGUCGAACAAUGUCAUGGUAGUACAAAUUAUUCUUUUACCAAUUUCCAGCAUAUCACAAAUGUCAUGGGUUCCUUUUGCAGAAAUACGAAAUUGAUUCCUGUUCGUGGCUUUCUAAGAGUUAAGAGUUGCCUAACUCGGAUUUAUUUUUCAGGGAAAAUUCUCUGUGAUACCGUCGGUAUUUGUGAUUGCCAAGCAUUACAAUCCAGGAUUAAAACGUGACGCAGCAAGCGUAUGGAUUGAAGAUGUCACACAAUCAUCCUGCAAAGUUUGCUUGAGAGAAUUGCAAAACUACGCUGGAUCACACCAAGACGUUGUUGUUGUAAGUAACGCUAAUCUCAUGGAAUCGAACGAACAGCGUUUUUCGUUGGAAACUAAGUGCAACAGACUGGUAUCUUUCUCCAUCUCAUCUUUUCGCUUUUUUACGCUUCUAGCAGUUGGUCCAGCAGGGAUGCACGAUUUUUUACUUGAAAAUAUAUUUCCCUCCAUCUGUUUCCUCUUCAUCCGGCUUUGUCAACCCAACCAUGUUAUUGCUUUCUUGUAACCUAAGAUGUCGGUGGCUGUUUUAUAUAAACCUUGUUGAGAGAUUACCAUUUUAUUUUCGACGUUGACACAAUCUUUUUGUAGUUAGGACGUGAGACUGAAAAAGAAUUCUUUCUUUUUAUUGCUAUUUAUUUAUUUAUUUAUUUAUUUACUUUAUUUCAGAAUUGGUUAGCGUUUUCAUAUCUUGACGAGCCUCCCUUCUCAGAACAUAGUUCGAUUUACUUUUCGAAUGAUAAACCUCCCCCUCAGAGUCAUUAUAAUGCCUUCUGCAAGGUCAGUAUUCCAGUCCUUUCAUUAGUCUUUUGGGUUUCAAUUCCCGUCACAGUGCACUUAAUUUUAUUGAAUAAAUUUGCAAUCAGAGAGCAAAAGGAAACGGUUCCCCUAUCAUGUCUCUAGUGAUGGUAGUUGCAUUUAAUCAGUUAAGAAGGCUGCCUGUCAUAUUUCAGUAAACAUUUAAAAUGAAAAUGAAAUAUAGAUUAUAAAUGCCCUAAUGUGGAACAAGUCUUUACCUUUAUUUUAAUGUCAGAGACUGAAUUUUUACAUUUAUGUAAUUUCUUUUGACAGGACGCUACUUUUACUAAAGUUUAUAAUUCAACUCCACAUGUGUUUGUUUCUGCCAAUCAUUCCACCAAAAAUGGAAGUCAAAGUCCAAUUCAUAACAGCAUAGCUGAGUGGGUAGAGGUAUGUUUUUAUUUAUUUAUUUAUUUAUUUACUUUUUAUUUAUUUUAUGAAUUUCUGUAACAUACCACUUGCAACCACACUUACAUGUGUUGCGUGCAUGUUUAAAAACCUUAUGAAAAUACGAAUGACUGUAAUUAACACUCUCAAUUUUACAAUACAGAUAGCGUCCUAUUGCGAAUAACAGUUUAUAAAAUACCAAAUGUGCGAACGAUCAGGCAUAACCCUUGGCUAGUAAAAUAGCCAUGAUUUAUAGAAAGUCGUUAAAACUGUGUUUUAAAAAAUGCUGUGUAGCUGUAUAGCAGAAGGUAAGCCGCUGCUUUGUUUUUCCGGGAGACAAAUGUUGUCAACAAAAAGCAAUAAGCAAACUAAAAUUGAUGUUAAGCAAGAGAGAAUGAGCUAAGAGAGCGAAUUCCUGUGACCCAUGAUGAUUAGUUGAAAUCUAUUGAAAGUUCGCACGCGUGCGAUGAAGGUUAUUUUUAUCUGCUGUUUACGUGACCCGCGCGGUCUACUUUCCCGUGAACGCGACAUAUUUUGCCGCCAAACAUUUGAAGUUUGACAGCAGUUAUAGCAAUUAUGGCAUGAGAGGUUUAAGUUGUUGACAUAUAAUAAAGCGCACUCAAUUGUCCUGCUUUCCUCUUCUCUUUGAAGCCCUGUCAUGCAAACUUCAAGGAACAGGGUUGAUCACUUCUUAACAUCGGCUAACAUGAGAAAUAUGGAAAGUCUUCUAGUUAAGACCUACCUGAACUGUUGUUUUUUUUCUACUAGCAAGGGAGAAAAAACUCCGUCAGUCGUCUGUGUGAACUACUUAAUGACCUGAUAAACAUCCCUUUCUUGCAGUACAUCAACAAGACAGGCUUUCGUGCUUGUGUCAAAGAAUUAUAUGAAGCAAAAUAUGACCCAGUGUCAGUAACGUACACAGUUUUGUCACGUAAGAGCUCUACUGUUACAAAAUUAAUAAACUUCAGUACUUAGCAACUUUCUGAAUAAAAAAAAAAGGAAUACAAGCAAUACAGAAAAGGAAUGUACAAAAACUGGAGGAAAUAAAAAAAAAUUGCAUUCGGGUGAUGAUGAAAAACAACGCUCAUCCCUUUUUCCAAAUACAUAUUAAUUUGUAUAAUGGUGUGCUUUAUAAUACUUGCAGUUGUUUUUGCGGUCUUAUGUAUUGCCUUUAUUUUGUCCUGAACAAAAAACUUCUGCUUUUCCACUUCUUUUUUUAAUCGCAAAAAUGGAAAUAACAAAAAUGUUCGAAGCACAUAACUGCAACUAAAGCUAUACAUUUUAAACAAUAUGAUUAUGUAGUUCACUAAUUCCUACAUUGUAAACGCGCAGACAUCUGUCCAUCUGGAUGGGAUUACUUCAAUGGAUACUGCUAUUUAACAAGCUCUGUGUGCGCACCUUGGGUGACUGCUGUGUCCAACUGUUCAGCAAUGAACUCACAUCUUGUAACAGUGCACAACCAAGAAGAAAAUGUCUACAUACAGCACCGUCAUAAUGGAGAGCGAUCAUGGAUUGGACUUAAUGACCGAAGCGUUGAGGGAUCAUUUGUCUGGACAAACAAGGAAAUAACCAGUUUUCGGUUCUGGGCUCCGCAACAACCAAACAACUGGAAAAACGAAGACUGUGUUCACACUCUGGGUGCCAAUAAUGGCUACACAUGGAACGAUGUGUCCUGCCAUAACUGCCAUAACUUUACUUGUGUUCAAGGUAAAAGCGGUCAUCAGGUCCGUUUUACAACUUACAUUAAAUGAUCUGUUAGUUGGCACCUGAGGUAAUCUUAUAUAUCUUCUGCAAAGGGUUGUGGUUCACUUCAAUAUUUUAUGCUAGAAAUGUAGCCAAAACAACAACAAAAAAAAACAUCCAAUGUUAGCGCGCAUGAAUGUAGUGUUUCUUUCAGUCAUAGUUAGUAGAGAAGACUGGUUAUGAAAGCUGGGAAACGGAAUCAAAGCUUAAGAUUUUAACAAAGGUGCCGCAAUUUAUGUUGGUAGCGAUCUUCUUUUUUUCUCACAAAAUGCGAAUGAAUAAAUUAAUGCAAUGUUUUUAUAGCCUGUGUACAGACCCCCGUCCCCCUUUUUUUGAGGGGAGGAGGGCGUCUGCACAAAGGCUACGAUUUUAUUGGUGAAAAGGAUCAAAAUGAUAGGAAUGCUAUUGAACUUUUCACAACGUCGGAUGAGUCCAAAAAAGGUAACCAAAAAAACAUAUAUCCUGGUAUAAUAAAGACGUUUGUAGGGCUUCGAAGCCACUCCACUUUUAUUAACUUUGCUUCAGUUUAUGUUUCAAACCUGACCGAAUGUAUCAAGGAAAAAAUGGGCACGCGACCGAGCUUAUUCGAAAGUUGUUAAGGUGUCAUAACGUAAGAUGAAAGCAUUUUGUCCAGUGUUUGACAAAUUCAAAGUAAUUUCCUUUUUUUCUUUUCAAGAGUUUUUUAUAAAUUCAAGUUGAGAAUAUCAUUUUAGAAAAUAAACACGUAGCAAGGUCAUCGAUCAACAAUAGAACAUGUGAGUGAAUGAAGCGCCGUGAUUUCUUUCAGAAAUUGACGAAUGCACAACUAACUAUCACAGAUGUAAUGUGAAUGCUGCUUGCCAGAAUACCGUUGGCUCAUACAAAUGUACUUGCAAAGCUGGAUACUCUGGAAAUGGCCGCAAAUGCGUUGGUGAGUACUGAAGUUUGCUUUAGACAUCCAUAUUUUGCCCUAAUACUUCGCAAACUGACUGAAUUCAUUCUUUUCUGAUGUUGUUUGUUAAUUAAAAAAAGUAGUUUACGUGUCUUUAGUAUCUUUUUACGGACCUCAUACUGUAUAUGUACAGUGCUGUAAUUAAGUUUUUCAUUUAUCUAUUGUACUCGUAAAUUUCUUAUAAACUCUCAGUCUAAGGCGGCAACAAUAAGACACCAACCUUUGGUGGUAAUUUAAUGGAUUUUGAGCAAACAUAUAGUUUGCCCUUGUGUUUCGCAAACUGAGUGUUCUAAUAAGCCCCUUAGUCUAAGGCGGCACCAACCUUUAGUGGAUGGAUUUUGAGCAUUAUAAAAAUACUUGCACUAAUGUAUGGAACAACGUUGACACGAAUUUUCACUCUUUCAAUUAAAACAAUUACGAAAACUGGUAGGUGUACUUCGUAUUGGGGACAUAUUUGGUUUGAAUUUAAGAAUUUCAUUGGUAAUAACCUUAUAGUUUGAUAUGAUUAAAAAAAACUCGAAAAUAAAAAUUUCACUUUCAGACCUCAAGGUCGCCCCAGUUCUGAGUGUAAAUAAUGGAAAUUCGCAAGGAAAUGUCAAAAGGAAGGUAUUGCCUUGUUGUUUUCGGCGCAUGAAAUCAAUGUUUUAUAAUUUUGUCUUUGUUUAUAGAUAUCGACGAGUGUAAGAGCAAAACCCAUAACUGUGACAGAAAUGCGUUAUGUAAGAACACAGAGGGGUCCUUUACUUGCACCUGCAAUCGCGGUUACAAGGGAGAUGGAAAGAAGUGUAGAGGUAACUAUCUAGCACUCUUUUCGUAAAGGUUGGUUUUCACUAUCGCGUAAUUUUUACGUGACUGCGUGAGCGCGUUAGUUUUACGUACGUAAGUAAAAUAAGGGUUAUGUAAGAAAGGUCGAGCGUAAAGGUAAAAGUUGACCCUUGCUAAACUUUACGCGCGUAUUCACGUAAAUAUUACGCGGCAGUGGAAAUCCACCCUAAGUUCUUAAUGUUCAAAGAUAGUUUAUACAUCCAGCACAGUCGCUCAUUCCAUUGCUUGUAUUUAUUCUCCCUGGCGCCGGUUGUUCAAACGUUGGAUAGCGCUUUGCAUCGGAUAAAUCACUACACAGUGGAUAAUAAGUUUUAGGGAAACUAAUUGCGUUAUCUACUGGAUGGCUAUUCAUCCAGCAUUUGAACAACUGGGCUAUGUAACUUUGUAACCCUACCAUAUCCGCAGAAGCCACCGGUUUAUCUGUAACGUAGAGUUAAAAGAGGAGAAUGUCAAGAAAGAAUUUUUAAAGUUAUAUAUACCUGCCUUGUAAACGUAAAAUAAAUGCAAUUUAUGUUUGUCUUUGGUUUUUUAGAUAUCGACGAGUGUACAAGCAAAAUCCAUAACUGUGACAGAAAUGCGUUAUGUAAGAACACUGAAGGGUCUUUCGCUUGCACGUGUAAACCUGGUUACAAAGGAGAUGGCAAGAAGUGUAAAGGUAUAAAUAUCUCAAUAGCACACGCAAUUAUCGCGUUGUCUGCUUUUAUUAGUUAACCACAUUUGUCAUGGAUUCUUAGCUAUAAACUGGAAUUAGCCUAUAUCAACGGGCUUAAGCCAGGGAAUCUGUUCACAUGCAAUUAUUCUUUAAUGAUUUUCCUCCCUAAUAGACUCAACUCAAAGUUACCUCCAGCAAUAGGAAUCACUACUCUUUGAAAACGAUUGCAGGCUUGAUUAAUUCAGUAAUGGAGCUUUGUGAAACUAUCUUCACUUUUUCUUUAGUUUCAUUUUACGCAGGCGAAUUGUUAAGGCUUUUUUUAAAAAUUCUUUUCUUAACUAUUUAUCAACCACGUUUUCUUCUUUUAUUUUCACCUUGAGUUUACACGAAGAUUAAAGUGAAAUUCUCGUUUCUCCAUAGAAGCUUUGAAAACUUUUUCCAAACAACGAAUUCUUCAAAGUUGAUCUCUAAUGUUGAUGCGUAUUUUGUUGUAGCGACACGCGGGCUCGUUUAUGACGAUCCCGCUCAAUCCUGCAAAGAAAUCAAGGACUUAGGUACCUCCAAUGGAGACGGGGAGUACUGGAUUGACCCUGGAAGGACUAAAAGUGCUUUUAAGGCAUAUUGUGACAUGACAACUGACGGAGGUGAGGUUUUAGUUGAAGCUGACACUUCUUUUAUGCUGGUACGUCUUAUUUCAUAAAGUAAGUUCAAUAAAUUCUCAAUAACUAUAUUGGUAUUUCAUAAAUGCAUUAAUAUUUUGUUUGCGCCAGGCCUCGUUUCGGGGUCAACUUGAAAGACUAACAUCUGCUUAGCGAAUCACGGAUAUCUUAGUUCACGUGAGUGAUAUUAAUAGAGCUUACAGCGAUUUUGGCUGUGAACUAAAUAUUACUGCUUGUUUUGGCCCACAUGAUUGAUAAACAUUUAUUGAAUUUCAGGGGGAUGGCUUCUUGUUUCCAAAGUUGUUUCGCACGGUUCAUCUUCCACUCAGAUUCCAGUUAAGACUUCGUACCGCGGAGUAAGCAGCAAAGAGAUGGUGCUCACAAAAAGCGCCAUGAAGGAGCUGAGAAAGCACAUGCAUUUUACUCAGAUAAGAUUUCACUGCAAGAAAAGAGGAGGUCGUAGAUUUCACAUCACCACGGCUGCUAACAGCAAAGGUGAAGCUGUUGUCAAAUACUUCAGUGGUGAGACAGAUGUGAUGCCCGCCUCUUGUGGCUCGUUUGUUAUCAUGAGCAACGACAACUCGCGGUUAGCAAGACUCUGCCAAUACUGGGGAUACGCAAAGGGUUCUUAUAAAAUUGGAAAAUGGGGUCAUGAAAAAGACCACGAUCGAUUAUACAAUCACGCUGCUUUUGUAUUUGACAGCCCUCGUCAAGGAGUGGGGAAUCAUUUAUGGAACAUUCUGCCAGCUGACAGAUGGGAAUGCGACGAUUCUCCUUACGUUUCCAGAGUGUCCCCUGGCGAUUUUUGGAAAAUAUUGGUUCGCUAG
This is a messenger RNA of Porites evermanni, 15728 nucleotides long. NCBI's taxonomy places the organism in Eukaryota, Metazoa, Cnidaria, Anthozoa, Scleractinia, Poritidae. The record is from the annotation of a GenBank genome assembly.